Molecule: messenger RNA, 3658 nt
Organism: Phycodurus eques (leafy seadragon)
Lineage: Eukaryota; Metazoa; Chordata; Actinopteri; Syngnathiformes; Syngnathidae
Product: zinc finger protein ZXDC
Exons: 12
Coding region: 266-3658 (1130 amino acids)
Biological process (GO): regulation of transcription by RNA polymerase II
Cellular component (GO): nucleus
Molecular function (GO): transcription coregulator activity
Source: RefSeq, a predicted model, not a curated record
AUAUUACUUUGGAGUUGUCCCCUUAGAAAUAAAUACGAGCUUGUGACGGGAUCAUGGGCAAUCAUUCGAAGGGUCGCAUCAGGAGCAUAUGGUUUGACUUUCCCAACGAAACUCGAGCGUUCUCGAGCAAAUCGUCCCGACAUAUCGUAUCGCGGUGGCCACCUGGACGUUCCGGCGGCGCCGGCGGGCCUGCGCCAAACGCGAGGGUCGCCUUCGUCUCGCUUGGGCGGGUCUCUUGUGCGGUCGGCGCUACAGGGAUACCAAGAUGGAAAUGCAGGGGCUGCCAGCUGCCCGAAACGCUCACUCGCAACAUGGCGCCUUGUCAGCAUGUCGGCUCUCUUCCGAGGGAAAGAAAGCGGACCUCCAAUUGGGGGACGAGAACAGCACACCGGGGACGUGUCCGCAAAACGGGAGCGAGGCGGACAAAGACGAGCGACGCAACGGGACGCUUCGUAACGUGAGCGCCGGGCGAGACGACGAGAAGCGCGACAUCUUGAGCACGUCGAGCUUUGUUCGUUGCGGUCGGAGCCCGGAUUCGAAAUUGCAAAUGGCGCCGAUUCCAGCCGAAGGGGAAGAGGAACCGACGCCUCGGCCGACGUUGUCACCGUUGCCAGGUUCACGGCACCCGCGCGGGGACGGGCCAGAUCGACUUCCAUCGCGGGAGGGCGACGGCAACGCUCAGGAGCUGCUUGUAGUCUUCAAUGUAUUUGAGGACGACCGAAAUUGGGAUCGAGUGGGCUCCUCGGCCAAAGUGAAAACGUCCCGUGAGCCCAUGGAGGUCGGAAACGCCGCUAACGCUCACCUCGGCCGCCCGGAUCCGCCGGAUUUCGCCGGCAAGGUCUGUAGCGAACAGCGCGACUGCUACCGCACCGUCGAAGAUGUUGUUUUGACCAACAAAUACGGCGAGAAGCUAUGCGGCCAGAUAUGUACCGAAAACGGCGACGGGGAGGCGUUGCGCGAGCUUUCGUUCCAGGCACGCCACGACGAGCUCCUCCCGACACAUUCCGACAUUGCGGAAACUAUGGAGGCCUCGCAGUUGAUUCUGGAAUCUGCCGCAUUCGAUGACGCCGCCGCCGACCCCGGCGGUCUUUCCUCGGCCACGGACGCGAACCAAAGCUUUUCUGGGACCAUUAUGAUAAACAAUCAAACCAUAAUCGUGACCAUAGAGAACGGCACACUGACUCUGGCGGCCCCAUCGGACGGGUGUGUUCGCAAAGACGACGAUCUGCUCACUUUAAAGGAGCAUUUGGGAGUCAAAGAUAACCGAGACAUCGUUCUUCUCAACUACGACGGCGGCUGCACGAAAGCAAUCGGGAAGAUCGUUUCCAGUCACCAGGAAGAGGUCCGGCCAGGGGCGUCCGUACGGGACUCUGAGCAGCCCCCAAUGGACAACGCAUCUUUGCCCACCCCGGGUACCUCCCUCCCUCACUCCUGUGCCAUGCUCAAGAAGGAGGCAGGCCAAAUAACACGGGGGGAUUUGCUCGCCUCGUCGCCGCCGCAACCUACGAUAGCAAACAAACGCUCUAAAUGCGGACCGCUCUUCCGGGCCAACAAGGUGAUAGCGCUUUCUUUUGCUUGCCCGAAAGCGGGCUGCUCCUGCGCGUUUGACACGCGGCAAAAGCUGAAGGUUCACCUCCUGAACCACGCCGAAGACCCGCGCCCCUACCGAUGCACAGUGGAAGGCUGCGGCUGGGCCUUUGCCACGUCCUACAAACUGAAGCGCCACCUUCAGUCCCACAACAAGCAACGGCCGCACACUUGUCAUUUUGCGGGCUGCGGCCGAUGCUUCACCACAGUGUACAACCUCAAGGCUCAUACCAAAGUCCACGAGCAAGACGACACGUUCGUUUGCGAGAUCUGCAAUGAGAGGUUCCGCAGCGCAACGCGACUGGGCAAUCACCAAAGAGUCCACUUUGAGCCGCAGAGGCCCCACAAGUGCGAGUUCCCAGGCUGUGAGAAAACGUUCAUCACCUUCAGUGCCCUCUACUCGCACAACCGCACCCACUUCCGAGAAACGGGCCAUUUCACCUGCACCUACCCGGGAUGCGCCAAGAUGUAUGACAAGGCCUGUCGCCUCAAGAUCCAUUUGCGAAGUCACACCGGUGAGAGGCCAUUUGUUUGUGACUCCGAAGGGUGCGGCUGGUCCUUCACAAGCAUGUCAAAAUUGCUCCGUCACAAACGAAAACAUGAUGAUGAUCGCCGCUUCAUCUGCACUGAGGAAGGUUGCGGGAAAUCCUUUACCCGAGCAGAGCACCUCAAAGGUCACAGCAUCACUCAUCUCGGCACCAAGCCCUUUCAGUGCCAUGCUGAAGGUUGUAAUGCCAAAUUUUCAGCUCGCAGCAGCCUCUACAUCCACACCAAGAAACACAAGCAGGACGCAAGCACACUUAGGACUCGGUGUCCCGUGGCCGACUGCUCCAAGCACUUCUCCUCCCGCAGCGCUCUUAAGAGUCACAUGCUCAAACAACACCAGCUUAGCCCUGAUGUUCUGAACCAGAUGGAGACCACACCCGCCCUGACCCCGAGCAGUGAGCUAAUUAGCCCCACACAAGUAACCGUUUCCGGGCCAAGUAUUCCUGGGAGUGAGCAGCUGACAAACUUGGACCUCAGCUCACUCUUCUCUGUGCCUGGACCCACCACAUCUGCUGCUGGCACUGGUGUUGGGGUUCCUAUUGGCGGGAGCAACUCAAACUCCAGUGGAACUUUCACUAUGGACCUCUCCAUGGUCAGCUCGGGCAUCCUCACCAUCGACCCGUCUCCAGUUGGCACAGCACUUUGCACUUCUAGCAGCGCCACAUUCGCCAGGCCCGUGGACCCUCUCAUACUGGCACAGAGUAUUGAAAUGAGUCCCCAUCACAGUUUGGGUGGCACAGUGGGGGAUGUUCUCCCCCCUCAGGGCACCCUCAAUCUUGAUGACGUGCAGAGUGUCACACCAGAGGCCUUGGGAGCGCUUGCGUCUCUCUCCAUGCAGGGUACCUGUGCGCUUCCAGACCCCGCACUGCAGCACCCGCUCGGCUCCUCCGGGGCUCUUGGCGUCGAACCCUCCGCCUCCUUGGCAGCUGCCCCUGUUUCACAACUGUUGCUCUCGCCUACGAAGAUGGCGGAGAAUGGCGGCUCUGCAAGGACCGACUACAGAGCCAUUCAGCUGGCCAAGAGGAAGAAGCAGAUUUGCCCUUCAGUCUCUGGGGCUUCUGGAUCAAGUCAGAGAAAAUCAAAAGGAGACAAAUCGGCUCAAUCGAGUGGCCGCUACGGUGAUGGAGCUGCAGCUGCUUACGGGGGCCUGAGCUCUGUCACCGGCUCUCAAUUUGUCCAAAUUCAGCUACUACAGGAUGACCCAGCAAGUGAGGGUGAUCUCGCCUUUCAGCUCAGCUCGCAGCCCUCCGCUUCUCAUUCUCAGCUCACCGUUGACCUUCCCGUCAACAUUUUGCAGGAAAGCAUGGCAAUCACCGAGGAAAACUGCGGCGCUGACAACUGCCAAUUCACAGGGAGCACAAUCAACCUUCAAGACCUGGAGGACUGUUACGGUUGUGUGAGGAGACGAGGGGACCGCAGAAGCGCUCCGUGCGGUUGGCCGGGCCGUGGGUCGCAGGAGGCGGUUGCGUCGUCGGUCUUCUUCCAGAUUGCACGCCCCUUGAGCUCUGUCACAGGUACUCGUUAG